This is a messenger RNA of Chondrus crispus (carragheen), 534 nucleotides long. RefSeq lists its product as hypothetical. The record is from RefSeq and is a predicted model, not a curated record. The transcript has a single exon. Gene Ontology annotation, biological process: nucleotide-excision repair; DNA replication; double-strand break repair via homologous recombination. Bases 1 to 534 code for a protein of 177 amino acids. Gene Ontology annotation, cellular component: chromosome, telomeric region; site of double-strand break; DNA replication factor A complex. Lineage: Eukaryota; Rhodophyta; Florideophyceae; Gigartinales; Gigartinaceae.
AUGCUGCCAGCGGACGAGGACCAAUCCAACGAGCACGCCGUCACGAAAAGGCAGCGCAUCAAGGAUGGGGCAUGGGUGCGUGUUGUGGCCGGUAUCCAGGUCGUGGACGGCAACAGGAAUCUGGCCAUCUUCCGCGUCAGACCCGUGGAUGAUCACAACGAGAUCGUGUUCCACAGGCUGGAUGUCGUGGCAACCCAUCUCGCGCAGACGCGGAAAAAGACUGGUGCUAAGGGUGCAGGUGUUGGAAUUGCUGCCGGCGGUGGGUUUGGAGGGGCGGGGAAUACGGGCAUGGCGGAUAUGGGGAAUGCGGUCACGGACUCAUUGGCUCUCAACCCGAUUCAGAGAGCGGCCUAUGACUACGUGCAGGCGAGGCAUGCGCCUGAUGGGCCGGGGGUGAGUGUUGAAGAUAUAUUGAGGGAUGUUUCGGGCUUUAGUAAUGUACAGAGUGUUAAGGAAGUGAUGGAGCAUCUUGCGAGUGAUGGUCACGUUUUCACAACGGUCGAUGAAAACCAUUACUCGUUCUGUCACGUUUAA